Messenger RNA from Aplysia californica (California sea hare), 488 nucleotides. Its product is annotated as alpha-(1,3)-fucosyltransferase C. The record is from RefSeq and is a predicted model, not a curated record. Bases 1 to 414 code for a protein of 137 amino acids. Lineage: Eukaryota; Metazoa; Mollusca; Gastropoda; Aplysiida; Aplysiidae. Gene Ontology annotation, molecular function: alpha-(1->3)-fucosyltransferase activity. The transcript has 3 exons. Gene Ontology annotation, cellular component: membrane.
AUGUCCAGGUUUUACCUGUCCUUCGAGAACUCUUUCUGCCAGAGCUAUGUGUCUGAGAAGUAUUUCAAGCUGUUUGAAAACGUGGAUGUCAUCCCUGUAGUGCGAGGAGGGCUGGACUAUAAGCGAUACCUGGCCAGGGGCUCCUUCAUUGAUGCCUCGGACUUUCAGAGUGCUCAAGACUUGGCGAGAUAUCUUCUGUACCUGAGCAAACACCGGAAGAGAUACACCCGCAUGCUGGAGCUCAAGGAUAGAUGGACGGCUCACAAUGUUGAACCUUUCCACUGCCGUAUGUGUGAGAGGCUGCACACUGACCUCUCCCCCGGACACUUCACCAACCUGAAAGAAGCUCUCCAGCCGGACGGGGAAUGUUGGCCUCCCGAUGAUCUCGGGGACGCCGGACCAGGGACAACUUGAUGUCACUCGGAGCUUAGUAGAUUAGUUUUGUUUUUCCUUAUUGUUGUUAUUGUGGUUGUUUUGAGGUUUGGGUU